This is a messenger RNA of Chrysemys picta bellii (western painted turtle), 4128 nucleotides long. The record is from RefSeq and is a predicted model, not a curated record. Lineage: Eukaryota; Metazoa; Chordata; Testudines; Emydidae.
GUGUGAAGGCACUCCAGAGUUGUUUGUAAAUUUACAUCAUUACUUGUCUUAAAAGUGUAUAUUUGAUGACUUGACUAAGUCUGCUACCAUACAACUGAUUAACAUUUAAGAUCAUCUGGAACUUUUGUUAGGUGCUGAGCAUUUACUUGUCUAUGUAGACUUCUUUAUUGGUGCCCACCCUAUUUGAGUGCCCUCCCGAAGGUAAAAGUGACAACAAUAAUCUCUCCUUUCCCUGCCAUCAGAGACAGGCUUAGGAAUUUUUAAUACUGAUGUAUGAGAAUGAAGGUGCUGAUAUGGGAAUGCUUGAGCAAAGAGAUGGGGUUUGCAUUCAGCUCUAAUAUGGUGGGAUUAGUGGCCAUUCUUAUUUCACCUGGCAAGUGAGUUCCCUAGUCCUGAUACAGCUCCUAUGAAUGUUUAUCUUCUGCAGUCACUAAUCUUCCCCUAUGACCAGCUAGUUCAUUAUUGCAGUAAAUAAUUGUUAUAAUGGUGGAGGGAGUGGGGAGUCUCAAGUGACUACGACCAAUUCACAGCCCCGGCUCGAUGGUGCACGCUUUUCUCCUCUCGUGGAUGAGGCGCCUGUUGUAUGCAUUCCCGCUGUUCCCUCUCAUCCACAAGGUCCUCCUCAAGGUCCGGGAGGACAAGGCUUCGCUGAUUCUCAUAGCUCCGGCGUGGCCCCGCCAACACUGGUUCUCCAUGCUGUUGAACCUCUUGGUGAACAUGCCGAUGACUUUGCCCAUGAUUCUGUUUGGCCCAAAAGGGGCUUGUGGUUCUUUAGGGGUUCUUGGUGAAGGACUGAGUUGAAUGACCCAGGAUGAGGAGAAAUGGAUACAACUCAAUUUUAUUAUAUGAUGAUAAUUAUAAUAUAAUGUUAAUUUUAUGAAUUCUUAUUAACUUGCUACUAUACUAUGUAACAGAUUUUAAGCAACUAUAAUUACUAUGUAACUAAAUUUGUAAUACUUGCAAUUAUUAUGUAACUAACUUUAAAAAGCACUUACAAGAUAAGGGAAAGGAAACACAUUAACAGUUGAGGCCUUUUUCAGUCUAACCACAGUAUGAGGUAACAAGCAAAGUAACCACAAACAAAGCAGUGAUAGUUAACUAAUUACUUACAACCAUGCAGAUAACAGUCAGAUGGGAGAGCAUAUACAUAAUGAGUUCGAGCUGGCUAUACAACACACGCUCAGGCUGGAUUCGGGAGCGGGAGGGUCAAGCCCAAGUUGAUCAGACCUGGACUGGCCGUGACGUAGGUUCGUUUUCGGGACACCUCUAAUUGCUAUACAGGGGUGACUAAAUAUAUAGUUUUUGGAAGUGAAUGUGGCACGCGUUGAUUGGUUUUUUAGUGCCCCACUGUCUUCCCCUUAUUAGGAAGAACAGUACAAUAUGGAAACUGCAGAAAUGGCUUUUUGUGUGGUAACACUAGGGACACAUAAGUUUCCUGUGAUAAGCACUAUGCCCUAAUAAGGUUGUGCAGUCUAUUGGGCCUCUUUCCUGGCUUCAGGUCCGCUGCGGGGUUGCGAAGCGGCCUGGCCAAAACGAAUGGGGGGGAGUAUACGCUGUAUUAACAGAUUCCUCAUCACGCAAGGCCAUGGCUUCCUUCAGCACCCCAACCUAGAGUCUUUCCACCUCAGCACAUGGAAAAUCCAUGGUUAAACCCAUUAGCGCUCCAGUGCUCUGAUUCGGUUUGGAAGGUUCUCCUUGGCAGUAGAAAACCCUCCACUCGUGCCACUUAUCUAGCCAAGUGGAAAAGGUUCUCUGUUUGGUCCUCACAGAAUGGCACCCUUCCUCUGCAGUCCUCAGUCCCCUUUGUACUGGACAACUUACUCUACAUAAAGCAGCAAGGGCUAGCAGUCUCGUCAAUCAGGGUGCACCUGGCAGCUAUUUCUGCUUUCCACCCGGGCGCAGCAGGGUAGUAGGUAUUUGCUAACCCCAUGGUUGGAUGCUUCCUUAAAGGGCUAGACAGACUGUACCCCCAGGUGUGACAAUUGGUCCCCCAAUGGGACCUUAACCUGGUCCUCUCAAGGCUCAUGGGGCCCCCUUUCAAACCUCUAGAACUUGUUUUCUGCUUUACCUCUCUUGGAAAGUGACAUUUCUCGUGGCGAUAAUGUGGCUCAAAGCUUUAUUGUCUGAGCCCCCUUAUACAGUGUUUUAUUAGGGCAAGGUACAACUGUGUCCACACCCGGCUUUUCUCCCUAAGGUUGUUUCACAAUUUCAUGCAAAUCGGGACAUCUUUUUACCAAUGUUCUUCACAAAGCCGCAUGCUAAUGACAGAGAACGCAGGUUCCAUUCCCUAUAAGUCAAAUGGGUGCUGGCUUUUUACAUUGAGCGGACAAAGCCAUUUAGGAAGUUGACGCAACUCUUCAUCGCCAUUGCUCAGAGAAUGAAAGGGCUGAUGGUCUCAUCCCAAUGAAUCUCUUCUUGGAUCAUGGCCUGUAUCAGGACAUGUUACAACCUGGCAAAGACACCAGCCCCAGCAUUGACGGCGCACUCCAUGAGAGCGCAAGCUUCAUCUGCAGUGCUCCUGGCACAGGUCUCCAUUGAAGACAUCUGCAGGAUGGCGACCUGGUCAUCUGUUCCUACCUUUACAUCGCACUACGCCGUCACACAGCAGGCUAGAGACAAUGCCGCGUUUGGUAGAGCAGUGCUUCAGUGUGCAACUCUGUGAACUCCGACCCCUCCUCCAAAGGACUGCUUGGGAGUUACCUACUUGGAAUCAACAUGAGCAAUCACUCAAAGAAGAAAAAAUGGUUACCUACCUUUUGUAACUGUUGUUCUUCAAGAUGUGUUGCUUAUGUCCAUUCCAAGACCCACCCACCUCUCUGUCUGAGUAUCCGUCAAGAAGGAACUGAAGAGGUGGCGGGUCGGCAUGGACCUAUAUACACAGCCAUGAAGGCUCCACUCCAAGUGGCUCCACAACCGACUCAAUGGGUACCGCUAGGGAAAAGCCUUCUGAUGAUUGUGCAUGCGGUGCGCACACACCUACUUGGAAUGGACAUGAGCAACACAUCUCGAAGAACAACAGUUACGAAAGGUGAUAUGGCAGCUCAACCAGCUGAUGAGGAAGAAAAGUUUAAUAGUGUUUCGAAUCAGUAUCAUCAGAUUUACUUUCAACCCCUCAUCCUUACAGAACCUCCCACAGAAGAUCAUUUGUUGCAGAAUACAUUAUGGCCUGAAGUUCAAAAGCUAUACGGACAUGGCUAUGAAAUAUUUUGUGUUGCUUGUAACAAUUCAAAAACUAUAGUUGCCUCAGCAUGUAAGGCUUCCAAAAAAGAACACGCAGCAAUUAUUUUGUGGAGCACCACUUCUUGGAAGCAGCUGCAAAGCUUGUCUUUUCACAAUCUGACCGUUACUCAGAUGGCAUUUUCUCCUGAUGACAAAUUCUUAUUAGCAGUUUCCAGAGAUAGAAAUUGGUCACUGUGGAAAAAUCAAGAUAAAAAACCAUUGCAGUCAGAACCCGUUUUCAGCCUCUUUGCGUACACAGACAAAAACACAGCAGUGCAUAGCCGGAUCAUUUGGUCUUGUGAUUGGACCCCAGACAGCAAAUAUUUCAUUACCGGAAGUCGGGACAAAAAGGUCAUUGUCUGGGGUGACUGUGGCUCAGCUGGAGCUACUGAAAGCAGUGGGCCAGGUGCAGUCAAGCCUUGCUCUUCAAUACUGGAUGUUGGGGAUUCUGUCACUGCAGUCAGUAUCAGCCAUGUGCUUGCUCCUGAUGAAAGCUACAUCAUUGCAGUAGGGUUAGAGUGUGGGAAGAUUAACUUGUACACAUGGAAGCAGUGUGAGCAGAGACCAGUGUUGACUGAUUGGACCAAAUGUGUCGAGACUGACAACAGCCAAAGUCACACUCUUGCUAUCAAACGGCUAUGCUGGAGAAAUCGGGUGGGCAGAGCUGGACAUAACGACCAAGACAACAGUGAAUGGUUGCAGCUUGCAAGUUGUGGAGAUGAUCACUGUGUAAAGAUACUAAAUGUUAACAGGUGUGCUCUUUAGAUAAGGCAGCAGACCCAGCUGAGCCAAAUGAACCUGUAUUUUAGUUUGUUUAACCAUUUAAUUUUUAAACUCCAUUUUCUGUUGUGAAAACAGGAAUGUCUGACAAGUGUAUUGAUCUAAUUUAUUAAAGUAUCUUGAAUAAUA